Molecule: messenger RNA, 1687 nt
Organism: Puntigrus tetrazona (Sumatra barb)
Lineage: Eukaryota; Metazoa; Chordata; Actinopteri; Cypriniformes; Cyprinidae
Gene: ssuh2.1
Product: ssu-2 homolog, tandem duplicate 1
Exons: 12
Coding region: 131-1237 (368 amino acids)
Molecular function (GO): heat shock protein binding
Source: RefSeq, a predicted model, not a curated record
UCGAGUAAAGGCUGUAGAAUCUGUUCAGAGGGUGUCUCUUCAUUACUGUCCAGACUCUCCAGAGCUGAAGAACUGAGGGAAAGUGAAGGAGAAGCAGAGCAGGAUCAGGAUCAGCAGUGUUUAGUGUGUAAUGGAUGACAGAGAAGAAGAGACUGACACGUUUGAGCCCAGUCUUCCCGAGGAGGGUCCGUCUGCUCCUCCUAAAGGCUGGCUGGAUCCUGUGAUGGGAUACGAGGAACACCCGGGCGGAGACUGUACAGAUCAGAUCUGUCCACCUCCGCCUGACUUUGUCCCUAAACCUGAAAAUGACAAGAAUGCCUCGGUCCCAAAUGUCAUGGUGCCGACCGUCUCAGAGGAUAUAGCGAGAGACGCUCUUCUCCAGUUUGUGGGUAAAAAAUGGACAUACAGCAGCAAACCUGCUAAAAAUCUGAUCUUCAAAGAGCUGAAGCCGUUCACGGUUUACCGUUACCGCUUGGAAACGUUCACUGAGUCUCGAUCAAGCGCCUGGGAGUCGGAGCCGCACUCAGGUCAGUGUGUGGACGGGCCUCAGAACGGAGCGAGUCCUCCUCCGUGGCACGUCCAGGUGUCGUACCCGCCCAGGUUCACGGACGCCGUUCAGAAGGUCAGGGUCCCGCACUCUUCCUUCAUAAAGCCCUGCCACCGUUGUCACGGUAACGGCAGAGUCAGGUGUACCCACUGCCGAGGACGAGGCCGGACGCGCUGCAUGUUCUGUCACGGCUCGGGUCACAGUCGUAACCGGAGGUGUACAACCUGCCACGGACGAGGGAGGAAGAGGUGUGUUUCCUGUCAUGGAAAGGGUUACAAAGGCUGCCAGACGUGUAACGGUCACAGAAACCUGGUUCAUUUCAUUCAGCUCACGGUGACAUGGAAGACGCAGGUGUUUGUGUUUAUCCCCAGCCGGGUGCCCGAGUUCCCGCUCAAGAAGUUUGAGAAGGUGUCUGGAGAAGCCUUCUUUGUGGAUGAAAGCCUCCUGGUUUAUCCAAUAGAGGGCUUUCCUGACCGGGACGUCUGCGACGCCUCAAAAGAAGCCAUUCAGAAUCACCUGCUCAGAUAUUCAGCUGAGAGCCGCAUCCUGCAGCAGCGUCAGACGAUCGAGCUGGUUCCUCUCACUCAUGUUUAUUACUCGUACAGCGGGAAAGACUACGAUUACUUCGUGUUUGGUCAAGAGAACAGAGUCCACACCACCAAAUACCCCUCUUCCUGCAGCAUCUUAUAAUAACUGUUCUGUGUCUCUUGUCGACAAGAUGUAAAUACAGUCUAUAUGUAUCAUGUCAUAUGUUUUUUAUCCUCUUCUCGUAUAACAGCAUGUUUUCUACAACUGUUUUAUUUCAUUCUGUAUGUUAAAUAUACAAAUAUUAAGUAUUAAAAUUCAUCUCAGUACAGUUUAUUUUGGUUCAUUUUUGCCAUAAAAGUGCAACACGUUUACAGAUGUUCUUGAUAAAUGUCUAAUACAGGACUUUUGCUCAUUUGAAAGGACUUUUCUAGGACAAACAUGCAUUUUACUGUAUGGGGUAAGUUGUCACAGUGGAAACCAACCAGCCCUGAAAGAAGGAGACUAAUUAAUAAAGACUAGUUAAUAAAGCUGCAACACUCCUAAAAUACAGCUAUGAAAAAUAGAACAUUUUACAAAAAAAAGAUAAGUCAGGGAUGUUUAAUGAAGAGAGUG